Molecule: messenger RNA, 276 nt
Organism: Cucumis melo (muskmelon)
Lineage: Eukaryota; Viridiplantae; Streptophyta; Magnoliopsida; Cucurbitales; Cucurbitaceae
Product: heat shock 70 kDa protein 18-like
Exons: 2
Coding region: 1-276 (91 amino acids)
Biological process (GO): protein refolding; cellular response to unfolded protein
Cellular component (GO): cytoplasm
Molecular function (GO): heat shock protein binding; ATP binding; ATP-dependent protein folding chaperone
Source: RefSeq, a predicted model, not a curated record
AUGGCCGGUAAAGGAGAAGGUCCGGCGAUCGGAAUCGAUCUUGGAACUACAUACUCUUGCGUUGGUGUGUGGCAGUAUGAUCGAGUUGAGAUCAUUGCCAACGAUCAGGGCAACAGGACGACGCCGUCGUAUGUUGCUUUCACCGACUUUGAGCGCUUGAUCGGUGAUGCAGCUAAGAAUCAGGUCGCCAUGAACCCGAUUAACACCGUUUUUGAUGCUAAGCAUUUAAUUGGUCGAAGAUUUAGUGAUCCAUCGGUCCAGAGUGAUGCACUUUAA